Molecule: messenger RNA, 5700 nt
Organism: Triplophysa dalaica
Lineage: Eukaryota; Metazoa; Chordata; Actinopteri; Cypriniformes; Nemacheilidae
Gene: rgs12b
Product: regulator of G protein signaling 12b
Exons: 19
Coding region: 1165-5685 (1506 amino acids)
Biological process (GO): signal transduction
Molecular function (GO): protein binding; GTPase activator activity
Source: RefSeq, a predicted model, not a curated record
GUCCACACACACCAGCUGCCCUCUCCUUUUGUUUACUGCUUCUGCACAAGAAAGGUUACCAUGCCACUAAACUUAACAUCAGCCGAGGAUGCAUUCAAAGCAGGUAAGAAUAAUAUUUAUCACUAUAUGUACCUAUACUACACAACUUAAUAUUCUUUAUAAAGCACUUAAGUUAAACUUGUUUCGUCGGAGUCAAGUUUUUAGGAAGUUCUGGCUAAUCUAGGUUAGCAAUGUAGCCAUGGGAAUUCCUUGCGCGUUCUGCUGAUAAUAAAGUAGACGUAUUCGGAAACGACAGUUUCAUUUAACUGUUACCUCUAUUUGAUUUAUCUGAGGUGAUCGUCUUAAAGCCUUUAAAACAAGUUUUUGUCUGUAAGUUUGUUAGUUUAACAGUCUUGCCUGUUACUGGCUACUGAUGCCCAUAAUUCAAUACCGUUAGAUGUUACUCACUGGCCAGCUGUUCCGCCGUAAAACAAUACCGAGCUGCCUAAAGCUCUCAACCUGCAUUAAAUAUUUAAUUUACUGGGAUAUUUUAAGUGUGAAUACUUGCACGCUAGUGUUUUGCACUUUUGUUUCUCGCGCUUGUAGUUUUGAACACCUGUAGCAUAACUUUUGUAGUCAGUUGGCGAGUUACAGUCAAACUGGGUUUGGUUUUUUUGUGGAUUGAUUGACAGUCGUGGAAGCCAAUGAGCGAUGAAAAAAUGUCUAGCGACAGUUGCACUGUCAUGGUUACGCAAAGCAUUGGAACAAUGGGAAAAGGAGGGCGGGACAGAUCUGCUAAGCAAGAGUGGAUGAGUCCAGUUUGCUCUUAAACUUUCGAGAAGUCAUGCGGACAAAAGACAAAAAAUAUCGGAGAGUGUCAAACUGUCUUAAAUAUAAGAGUCUAUUUAUGUUAAGUGUUACGCGUGUAACUCCACUCUUGUUUAUGUUUAUGUUUAACUGAAGUAGCAGCAAACAUAUGAAUGGUAGUGCACGUUCUCCUGUUGCCUAGCAACGCUACUGUGCCUCUCACCUGCGACAAAGCUGAAGGUGUUCUGUGAACAUUCAAGCAUGCACCUGGUCAAUGACUUAUACAAGAGAUCUGGAGCAGGACGUGUGACAUCACUCUACCAGCCCAUUUAAUGCUCCACCUCUGGAGUUGUCAGUGUAUGAAAGAGGGAACAAAAGAUGUUCAGACAAUCGGAGCAAAACAGGAGGCGUGGGAAUGCCCAGACGUUUGCUCGCAUAAGAGGGGUGGAGGUCGCUAGGGGAAGGACAGGCUAUGGCUUCACACUUUCUGGUCAUUCUCCAUGUGUGCUGAGUUGCAUCUUAAAGGGAAGUCCAGCUGAGUAUGUGGGCCUUCGUUCUGGAGACCAGAUCCUAAGUGUGAACGACAUCAAUGUGUCUAAAGCAUCUCACGAAGACGUUGUCAAACUGAUCGGCCGUUGCACAGGUGUCCUUCACUUGGUCAUUGCCGAAAGCAAUCAUAAUAGCACGCACCUAGAUUCAUGUUCAAGUGAUGAAGAAUUGGGGUUCCAUGACCCCAAGAGCCACUGGAUGAGGCCGAAGAUGGACUCGAAGACGCUAGGGAUAAACCGAGCUGAACGUGUUGUGGCAGAAUUGCAGUCUGGUGGAAUCUUUAACAUGAUCUUCGAAAAUUCCAGUCACUCAUCCAGCAGCUCGGAAAAAGCUUGUGCAUCUGCCCCUAAAACAAGGGCUCGCUCAGAGCCUGACCUCCCUUACGGUAAUGUUAGCGUUCAAAUGAGUGACCCCAACUUGCUCACUGAAGAAGAGAUGGCCAAAGUGCUCAAUGAUGACGCUGUGUUUGUGGAUGUGUUUGAACAGCAAGAUGAAUUUGCUCAGACAGCCGACUCUGCGGGGAUCCUCAAUGUUGGCAUGAUUGUGGGUUAUCUAGGAUCUAUUGAAUUAGCUUCAACGAGUGCCAAUUUGGAAAGCGACAGUCUUCAGGCAAUUCGGGGCUGUAUGCGACGUCUCCGAGCCGAACAAAAGGUGCACUCGCUGGUCCUGCUCAAAGUUAUGCAUGACUGUGUACAGCUCUGCAAUGACCGAGGUGCCGUUCUAGCCACUUACCCUGCCGAAAAGUUAGCUUUCAGUGCCGUGUGUCCAGAUGACCGCCGCUUCUUUGGCCUGGUCACCAUGCAGGCCACAAAUGACCACGGUAUGUAUAGGCGUGCAGAGGAGGAGCAAAGCUUGCGAACGUCUUGUCACGUCUUCAUUGUAGACCCAGAACUAUGUCAUCACAAGAUCCAUCAGAGUGUUUCCCGGCGCUUUGGGUUCGAAUGCACUCCAGACCCGGAUACCGGUGGAUGCUUGGAGUUCCCACCAACUUCUCAGCCGCUGUUACAGUUCGUGUCUGUGUUGUAUCGUGAUAUGGGAGAAUCAAUAGAGGGCAUGCGGGCUCGAGCUUUCCUUGAUGGUGACCUAGAUGCCCAGCAGAACAAUAGCACGAGUAGCAACAGUGAUAGUGGCAUAGGCAACUUCUUGCCGGAGGAAAAGAAUAACAGAGUCCUCUUGGUUGACCUGGGUGCUAAUACCGGUCGCCACAUUCCCACCGGAUUAUGGGAGAACCAACCAGGACCUCGGAACCAAAGUGUACUGGGAGGCCUUUCACCACCACCCCCGAUCUCGCAUCAUAACGGCUACUGCACUGACCAGUUCCUAGACCACCCUCAGCCACAUCCGCAUACCCACGGAGACCCACCUCCCCUUUCUGGCAGGCGUCUAAAUUCCUCUUCACGGCUGGAUGCGUCAGGCCUUCCUUCACGCUCUCACUACUCCACCCAUGGCAAGAAGGUGGCAGGGGCAUCGGGCCAGCGUUGGCUGCCUGUUCACGUCCUGAGAGACUGGCGUCAAGGACACAGCAGUGAUCAGGAGUCUUAUGCGGAGUCCACAGACGGAUGGUCCAGCGCUAACUGUAGCACCCUACCACCACCCAUGAGUAAGAUUCCAGCCGAUCGGUACCUUGCUGCAGGCGAAAUCGCCUCACAGCCUCACCGGCUUCGUGCACAAAAGGACGAGUGGGCGAAGAAGCUGUUUGGGGAAAGAACCCUACGGGAUCACCAGCAACAACAGAACAAUGGCAGGAGAAUUAAAGAUCCAGACAAAAAGGGUGGAAGAUUCAAGGGCAUCACUAUGGGUUUUCCUCAGCGUUCCUCCGGCAGACGAUCGUUCGGUCGGUCCAAGCGUAUCAGUAUGGCUCGCUCGCUAGAUGACCUUGAGUCUGCGACUGUCUCCGAUGGUGAGCUGAACAGUGGGGACUUGAAGGGCUGUGGCAGUGAUAACAGUCUGAAUAGCAAUGCCAGCCUACCCAGCGUGCAGUGCCAUAGACGCCACACUGAACGGCGUGUUGCAUCAUGGGCCGUCUGCUUCGAGCGCCUGCUGCAGGAUCCUGUCGGUGUGCGAUAUUUCUCGGAGUUCCUUAAGAAGGAGUUCAGUGAGGAGAACAUUUUGUUUUGGCAAGCGUGCGAAUAUUUCAGCCAUGUGCCCGAAACAGACAAGAAACAGCUGUCCCAGAUGGCCAGAGAGAUCUACAACAGCUUCCUCUCGAGUAAGGCCACCACGCCUGUCAACAUCGAUAGUCAGGCACAAUUGGCAGAUGACAUCCUCAACGCUCCAAGGCCAGACAUGUUUAAAGAGCAGCAGCUACAGAUCUUCAACCUGAUGAAAUUUGAUAGUUACACUCGCUUCCUAAAAUCCUACCUGUAUCAGGAAUGUAUGGUGGCAGAGGUGGAGGGACGGCCUCUUCCAGAUCCCUAUCAGGUCCCAAGCAGCCCCACAUCCAAACACAGUACAAGCUCCGACCGAUCCAACCUCUCGACACCAAAAAAGGUGCAGGACGACAAGAAGAGUAAAUCAAGCAGAUUGCUGCAUGAAGACAGCAGAGACGAACAGGGCGAUAAAAAGAAAAGCAUUUUCUUCUCCUGGUCCAGAAAUAGAAGUUUCGGAAAAGGAAAUAAGAAGAAGGAUCUUGCAGAAUACAGCUUUACAGGUAGUAACGGCCGGAGGGAAUCACAGGGCUCUUUGUCAUCUGGUGCGAGUUUGGAGCUAGCCACAUCUGGUUCUGGAAAAAAUGAGGGUGAGGUGUCGCGAAAUUCCAUGUUGUUGCCCGAGCGUUCAGCGCGUCACUGUAACAUUAACCUUCCGGACGGCUCGUGCUGCUCAGUACCCAUCAGGCCGGGCGUCUCCAUCAGAGAAGUGCUGUUAGGAUUGUGCGAGAAGCUCGGUAUUAAUCUGGCUGCUGUGGAUCUCUUCUUAGUAGGUGGAGAAAAGCCUUUAGUGUUGGACCAGGACUGCAUGACCCUGUGCUCCAGAGAUCUGCGGCUGGAGAAACGCACGUUAUUCCGAUUGGAUCUAGUGCCCAUAAAUCGUUCCGUGGGGCUGAAGGCGAAACCAACUAAGCCGGUUACAGAAGUGCUGAGGCCAGUGGUGGCCAAAUAUGGCCUGAAUUUAGGAGAGCUGGUGGCCAGGAUAAGCGGAGAGAAAGAACCCCUUGAUCUUGGGCUUCCUAUAUCUAAUCUGGAUGGACUGAGGGUGGUUCUGGAAGCAGCUGACCACAUUCCUGGAAAAGAUAAACAAAAGCUGGUCUCAUCUAAAAGUCACGGCCCACCUUUGUCUGCACGAAGCCAGUCUGCCACAGGGGAGGACAAUCCGGCAGGAAAGGCUUCGUCUGUGAAAACCAGGGCCCAGGUGGAAAAACGAAAACAGAAAAAGCUUAAUAUAGAUGAAGCUGAAGAAUUCUUCGAGCUCAUAUCCAAAGCACAGAGCAACAGAGCUGACGACCAGCGGGGUUUGCUGAACAAAUCCGACCUUGUCCUUCCGGACUUCCUGCGCCUUGACCCGGAAGCGGAUGGACACAACGUCAAUUUCAGCUCCACCCCCGUAUCCUACACGACCCGGCCCAGAUCCACGGAGAACGGCGCCGCCCUCAGUGCCAGCCACCAAUCGCAAAGCUUGGAUUCAGCAGUCGAGAGGAAAGCGCCUAGACGAGCCCUAAUGCCUCCCAAUAAAAACGCUGCCACUCAAAAUCAAUCACCGUUCAGUUCGUCACUAUCUCCGAUUCCGCACGUGCUAAAAGGGGGCUCAUCCGGGAUCACAGACUGGAGGAGCGAAGGAGGGGUCCAGGCCCUAGAGGAUGAAGAGAGCGGCACGGACCUCACAUUUGUCGCCGAAGGCGACAUCACAAGCCCUAACAGCUCGCUUCUUCCUCAGUCUCAUAUGCUUCUCCCUACAUCCCCAGACCGACGGCACCUCUUGAGGGAGGGCACGUACCAGGACAGCCGGGCUCGAUCAGUGAAAACUGAAAGACGUCAGAGAGAAAGGACCAGCGUUUCCAAAUACUCCCACAAGAGGGCACCCUCCGCUCCACCUCCAGCUCCUCGACCUCCCCCACAGAGGGUCAGAGGCAAGCGCUCUCCUCUCCCCAUGCGAGGUGCUCUUGAUGUUGACGGGAUCCAAUGCGACGACCUCGGUGGUCGGCAUGGAGACAGCGGAGGUCUGGACAGUGUGGCUGGGGAUCUGAAAACCUGCAAGGGAAGAAUGAGAACAGGAGUUUAUCAGACCUCAGACCAAGCGGAGCAGCCGCAUGUGAAGAAACCUAUCGAUCCAAGAGUAAGAAGAGCAAAUAAAUCGUCGGUUAAAGCUUCAAACAAGAAGAAUAGUCAGGUCAAGAAUAAUGCCACUUUUGUCUGAUCUGAAAAUAAACAG